Rubroshorea leprosula is the source of this 1612-nucleotide messenger RNA. The record is from the annotation of a GenBank genome assembly. Lineage: Eukaryota; Viridiplantae; Streptophyta; Magnoliopsida; Malvales; Dipterocarpaceae.
AGUAUGGUGUCUUGAGCUUGAGUUCGCUGGUUUUACCGUCAGUCGGGAAGCAUGAAUAACAAGCAGAGAGCUUCGUCGGUUCACCAUCACAGCACGCCCUGUACCCGCAUCCACCAGAUCGGCGCUCUCCUUCUCGUAGCGGCCACCUUCUUCUUCACCAGACUUUUUGACAAUUCAUUUUCCCUGUGCAACUUCAAUCACAACCUCGCAUCACAGAACGCCGUCGUUCGCAUCCCCGACGGUAACGGUGGAGCUCCAUCCUGGCCGGAGAGAGGGUACGGAUCCCGCCUAUCCCUCAAGAUCUAUGUCUACGACGAGAACGAGAUCGACGGCUUGAAGGCAUUGUUGUACGGCAGGGAUGGAACCGUCGCCGCUAGUGCCUGCCUCAAAGGCCAAUGGGGCACUCAGGUUAAAAUACACAGCUUACUUCUACAAUCUCAAUUCCGUACAAAAAAGAAGGAGGAAGCAGAUUUAUUCUUUGUGCCAGCUUAUGUUAAAUGUGUUCGGAUGGUGGGUGCUCUUAAUGACAAAGAGAUUAAUCAGACAUAUGUCAAGGUUUUGAGCCAAAUGCCCUACUUUAGGCGGUCUGGGGGACGUGACCACAUAUUUGUUUUCCCAAGUGGUGCUGGAGCUCACAUGUUUAGAUCUUGGGCAACAUACAUAAAUCGUUCCAUAAUUCUUACCCCUGAGGGAGACCGCACUGAUAAAAGAGGCACAAGUGCCUUUAAUACAUGGAAAGACAUCAUCAUCCCUGGAAAUAUUGAUGAUGGAAUGACUAAGGAUGGGGCUAGGAUGGUCCAGCCAUUGCCCCUAUCAGAACGAAAGUAUUUGGCUAACUAUUUAGGUCGGGCACAGAAAAAGGUUGGUCGUCUUAAGUUGAUUGAGCUUGCCAAACAAUAUCCAGAUAAGUUGGAAUCUCCAGAGUUGAACUUCAGUGGCCCUAACAAAUUCGGAAGACUGGAAUAUUUUCAACACCUGCGCAAUGCCAAAUUCUGCCUUGCUCCACGAGGAGAAUCAUCCUGGACCCUUCGCUUUUAUGAGUCAUUUUUUGUGGAGUGUGUCCCAGUUAUCCUCUCUGAUCAAGUAGAAUUGCCUUUCCAGAAUGUCAUUGACUACACCCAAAUAUCAAUCAAAUGGCCAUCCACUCUAAUAGGUCCUCAACUCCUGGACUACCUAGCUUCAAUCCCAGAUGAAGAUAUUGAAGCCAUGAUAGCUCGUGGUAGACAAGUAAGAUGCCUAUGGGUUUAUGCCCCAGAAUCAAAGCCAUGUUCUGCAAUGCAAGGAAUAUUGUGGGAACUUCAGAGGAAAGUGAGGCAAUUCCAUCAUUCAACUGAAACAUUUUGGCUGCAUAACAAAACUAUUGUCAAUAGAAACCUGGUCGAAUUCUCUUACUGGAAACCUCCUAUGCCGCUGCCUUAAUCAUGCAUGGGAUCAAUUAUACCGGCUACGAAAUUGUAAGACUAAUAUUUGGAUUCACUAAUCUUUAGUUGUAAAGCAUUUUUCACUUGCCAAAGUCCUAAAAUCUUCAAUUUGAUGAAUGUUGUAAAGACGGCUUGAAAUCCUUGUAUACUUUCUUGUAAUGGAAAUUAUCUAAUGAAGUAAUAAUUGUUUU